AUGGCUUCCUCGGGCACCAGCGGCGGCGGCGGCUCCCCGGGGUCGCCGUGUGGGGCGUGCAAGUUCCUGCGGCGCAAGUGCUCGGCGGAGUGCGUGUUCGCUCCCCACUUCUGCGCCGAGGACGGGGCGUCGCAGUUCGCGGCCAUCCACAAGGUGUUCGGCGCCAGCAACGCGGCCAAGCUGCUGCAGCAGGUGGCCCCCGCCGACCGGAGCGAGGCGGCGGCCACCAUCACCUACGAGGCGCAGGCCAGGCUGCGCGACCCCAUCUAUGGCUGCGUCGCCCACAUCUUCGCGCUGCAGCAGCAGGUGGCGAGCUUGCAGAUGCAGGUGCUGCAGGCGAAGGCGCAGGUGGUGCAGACGAUGGCGGCGGCCGCCGGGCCGCAGGGGACGACGGGCAGCAGCCCUCUCCUGCAGCGGUGGCCGCUGGAGCCCGAAUCGCUGUCGACGCAGAGCUCCGGGUGCUACAGCGACAUGUACUGCGGCUUCGGUGACCAGGAGGAAGGCAGCUACACGAGAUGA
Messenger RNA from Miscanthus lutarioriparius, 519 nucleotides. NCBI's taxonomy places the organism in Eukaryota, Viridiplantae, Streptophyta, Magnoliopsida, Poales, Poaceae. The record is from the annotation of a GenBank genome assembly.